Molecule: messenger RNA, 1266 nt
Organism: Microthlaspi erraticum
Lineage: Eukaryota; Viridiplantae; Streptophyta; Magnoliopsida; Brassicales; Brassicaceae
Source: the annotation of a GenBank genome assembly
AUGGAGAUGAUGAAAACAACCAAGGCAGAGGAGUUGGUGCAGAGUCAGAUGCGCCGGGAGAUCAAGAGUUUCGAUGAUGAAGACCUUUGGGAAGAAUUUCACCAGGAGGAAAUUGAUAGGGUCCUGAGUGGUGAAAUCGAACCCAAGACCUUGAUCACCAGUUAUGGUUUCCAAUUUACUCGAGUUCCUCAGAGGGGAGCUUUGAUUGCAUGGGAGAUGCUCUCGGUGUGCCCGAAUUCUAGUGACUCUAACUGGGAGUUCGGGAGUCCAUACUCGUUAAAAGAGGAUCAAGCAAGUCCCGCUGGCCGCCCCUAUCCGGAGCUUCACAUGGAUCAUUUUACAUCUCCGGCCAGUGUUGGCACAGCCAGAUUGAUACAAUCACUUUUCCCCAAGGCCACUCAUCCCCCUCGAAAGAAUAUUGCGUAUUUCCAGAACCAAAAUGGUCAUAUCUAUUACCGACAUGAUUGGCUCCACGUUGAGAAAGCAGCCCUUGAAGGAGGAAGGCCAAAGGUUACCAGAAAGGUUGUGUACUUUGUCAUCGGUCGACACAUUCUCAGCCCGAUUAUAUCCAAAUCUACCAGAUCUAGCUUCUCCGACCUCACCAACCUGCUCGUCUCUCUCCGACACAACAACACCACUGUCAAACUCUUCCCACCACUACCUCCCUUCACUGCUGUGUUUUCAUUGGCCAAAAUCGUCCAUCAUCGCUCUGAAGUCUUUCCCGGAGUCGAUUUGCAGUUUAACCUCCGAGCUCUGCUCAAUCUAUGGGCUGAGCUCAUCAUUUCCCGCUCAAGCUCCACCUUAUUCAUGCUUUUGUGUAGCGGUCGACACGUUUUCAUGCUAUUCACUGUCACAUCUACCGGAUUAUCUGCCGGGUUAUCAUCAGAUUAUUCCGACUUGGGUUCAAAAGUACUCCUAACUUGCUGGCGUAUCUCUAAUCCUACAUCGGUCGUUCAAGAGUAUCACCAAUCUACUGGAGUACCUUUGAACUUGCCUCUUUCCAUUAUGGAGAUCGACUCUAAACGCUUAACAGCCUUGACGGCGUCACCACGAGCUAUUCAUCUUGUUCACCCGCUUUCAAUAGCAAACGAACUGGAGAUUGUUUUCAAAACGAUCAUUAAAGCUUUUUUGAAGAAGCUUCCCGUUUUUAUCAUUGAUCUAAACUGUCUAACCUAUCCUUUUAUUGCUUUGUAUUUUAUUUCUGCAUCAAGUUGUUUUUACUUUUUGGCAAAGAAUUUUCAGCUUCCUUCUGUAAUCGCUGUUUAA